Moneuplotes crassus is the source of this 903-nucleotide messenger RNA. The record is from the annotation of a GenBank genome assembly. NCBI's taxonomy places the organism in Eukaryota, Ciliophora, Spirotrichea, Euplotida, Euplotidae.
UGGAAGGCCAAGCUGACCUAUUCGACCAAUUAAUGGACAAGUCAUUUGACUUUAAGGAACAAGGGGCUACUAUAACCAAGGAGGAAUACGAGCUCUUAACUGAACUGAUACAGGACGAAGAAAGAUUAGAAGUGUAUGGGUUUAGAGCAAUGCAGAAGAUGAAAGAGCUGAUGAAUGAGAAUGUGGAGAAAACUUAUAGGCAAAGAGGAGAGCCCAGUGUUUUAGUGGAGUGUAGUGGGGAUCUGGAGUUUAGGCCGAUAAAAGUGUAUGAAGAUGGGAGGAGGUACUUUGGACAGUGGAAUAAAGUUACCACCCUCAGAGAAGGAACUGGCAUCUCUACCAAUCUCAACGACCACCAAUUCGUCAUCGGCCAAUUCUCUUCCGACAAAUGUACUGGAAAAGGUCUCUACAUCUUCUCAAAUGGCUCUUACUACGAAGGAGACCUAAAAGACCUCUACGCGCACGGCUACGGUAAAAUAGUGUCGAAAUAAAGGAUUUGAGUACGAAGGCCAGUGGGAGAAUGACCUGUGGCACGGCCUUGGAACGGAAGUUGAGUGCAAUGGGGAUGUUUAUAGAGGGGAAUUUGUGAGACAUGAGAGAGAAGGAGAGGGAGUGCUGGUUGAUAAGAGUGGGGUGAGGUAUGAAGGAGAGUUUAGAAGUGGUAAGAAGCAUGGGUAUGGAGUUCAGGUGGAUUGAGAGAAGACAGAGUUUUAUGCGAAUUUUGAGUAUGAUUUGGUAGAAGGGCUUUGUUGGAUAGUUAAAAUGGAUGGAGCGAUGUUCAGAGGGAAAUGGGAUGUAGAAGAUGAAAUGACUGGGAUUUAUACAGAUACUAAAGGAAGAGAGUUGAAAGUUCCUUCUGAGAUCAGUUCAGGCACUGUUCACGCCAUAUUCAAUCUUCAUUAA